Messenger RNA from Puccinia triticina, 465 nucleotides. RefSeq lists its product as uncharacterized. Bases 1 to 465 code for a protein of 154 amino acids. Lineage: Eukaryota; Fungi; Basidiomycota; Pucciniomycetes; Pucciniales; Pucciniaceae. The record is from RefSeq and is a predicted model, not a curated record. The transcript has 6 exons.
AUGUAUUCUGCUCGGCUGCUCGGAGGGCUCAUGCUCGCCUUUUCACUCGUUAGCAUCAGCACGGCAAGCUCACAAUUGUAUCUUACUUGUGAUGGGGUGACCAUUGGCAAUCAGCCCGCAUUCGCGAGGGCGUGUGUUUCUAAGGAUGGCAAGACUUACAAAUCUGCGGAAUUCUGUACCGCUGAUCAAAACCUUGCGUGUUGUCUCGAGAACCAAGACUUGAAUGCAAAAAACUGCAAGACUCGCCAAUUGCUUACCCCGGGCCCAAUGAAUGAUAGUACCAGCUGUUCCGGACAGAAGUACAAUGGUCUAGAUGCAUCUAACUUGAUGUGUCAAAGCGGCAGCUCCUUCGUGCCGCCUGGUGUGAGGGGGGUUUGUCCACUAGACCGAAAGACUGUCUGCUGUAUCGCUCCUCCCGAGAACAAACCGUUCGACCAAUCCCAAUGCUUCGAAUUGAAAUCCUAG